Molecule: messenger RNA, 1078 nt
Organism: Solanum stenotomum
Lineage: Eukaryota; Viridiplantae; Streptophyta; Magnoliopsida; Solanales; Solanaceae
Exons: 9
Coding region: 130-921 (263 amino acids)
Source: RefSeq, a predicted model, not a curated record
AAAUUUUGAAGUUUUGACACAAAUAUUCAGUGGACGUGGAGCAAUGGCCUUCUCACAUUUUCUCCCCUUUUCAAUACGCUUCCUUUCUCUCUUCUGCAAAACUCGAAGACGAAGACCGAGUACUCAAAAAUGGCAGCAACUUUAGCAAUUGCAUUGAAGAGUCUCUUCUCUGUGUUGGGAUGUUUGAUUACAGCCACCGUAAUAUACACCGUCGCCACUGAUGGCCUCCCUUUCCGCAUAGAACUCCUCACCCCGUGGAUGGCAGCUACCCUGAUAGAUUUCUACAUCCACAUAUUUGUUAUAUGGUCCUGGGUUGUCUACAAGGAAUCAAACUGGAUUACUGCAAUACUUUGGGUGGUCUUGCUAGUAUGUUUAGGAAGCAUUGCUACAUGUGGCUACAUCGUAUUGCAAUUUCUUAAGCUUUCAACUCAAGAAUCUUUACAGGAUCCAAUUUAUUUUGUCCUAUUACGACGUCAGGAAAAGACUGAAACAGAACAACAGAGGAAAUGUUCUCUUUUAACUGCAAGAAUUCUAUUUCCUGCUUUGGGCUGUCUGAUGCUAGGGACAUUGAUUUACACCAUUGUAACUGAUGGUUCUCCAUUUCGCAGAGAUGUUUUUACUCCGUGGCUGACAGCAACAGUAAUUGAUUUCUAUGUCGGUGUUGUGGCUCUCUUGGUUUGGGUUGCAUAUAAGGAAUCAAGUUGGCUGAGUGCAGCUUUAUGGAUAAUACUUAUAAUUUGUUCUGGCAGCAUCAGCACAUGUGCCUAUAUAGCUCUUCAGCUUUUCAAUCUCUCAUCUCAAGAUCCCGUCUACCUUGUUCUUUUCAGCAGCAGCAGCAACAGGGCAGAAAAAGGGUAUGAAGGAACAUUUCGAACAGAGAGCAUUGGAGAGGGUCAAUUGAGGAAGAAGCUUUGUGGUUGAUUUGCUUUUAAUUUCAUAAUUGGACUCUUUCAUCAUUUUUAUCUUUGUAGCAAAUAUGCUAAAUAAUAAACUUCUAAUGUAUACAUGUUUGUGUAAAAGAAUCAAAAUCUUCUGUGAUAAUUAUUUUGUGGGAAAAUAAUGCAUUGAUAUUAUUGAU